Dujonia railenensis is the source of this 1773-nucleotide messenger RNA. NCBI's taxonomy places the organism in Eukaryota, Fungi, Ascomycota, Pichiomycetes, Serinales, Debaryomycetaceae. The record is from the annotation of a GenBank genome assembly.
AUGCCCGAGAAAGAACUUAAUUACAUUGCUUCUAGAGAAGCAGCUGAAAACUCUUCAUAUGAGAAGGAAGGAGGUGUAGAAGUAGGUAUCUUACCUUUUCAAAAUGAUAAGCCAAAGUUGCCUUUCUUUGAAAGAUUUGUUGAUUCAUUUAGGCGUUACGAAGCUGAAGAAUUAAAUCUUGACCCUAAUUUGACUGAAAUUGAAAAAACCGCUAUUAUUACUGCUAACACUCCUUUGUCUAGAGCUUUAAAGAACAGACAUUUACAGAUGAUCGCCAUUGGAGGUGCUAUCGGAACUGGUUUAUUUGUUGGUUCUGGACUGAGAUUGCACACUGGUGGCCCUGCAGGUGUAUUAAUUGGUUAUUUCUUAAUCGGAACUAUGAUUUACGCAACAUGUCAAGCAUUAGGUGAAUUGGCCGUCACAUUCCCAGUUGCUGGUGCUUUUGUUACAUAUAACACUCGUUUUAUAGAUCCAUCAUGGGGUUUUGCUAUGGCUUGGAAUUAUGCCAUGGGUUGGUUGAUUACAUUACCUUUGGAGUUAGUUGCCGCUUCCUUAACAGUAGAUUAUUGGAAUUCGACCGAAAACCCAGCAGCUUUUGUAUGUAUUUUUUACGUUGUGAUUUGUGCUAUCAACUUCUUUGGUGCUAAAGGUUAUGGUGAGGCCGAAUUUGUGUUUUCUAUUAUCAAAGUUAUUGCAAUUGUCGGUUUUAUCAUCUUUGGUAUCGUCAUUAUCUGUGGUGGGGGACCAAAUCACGAGUACCUUGGUGCCAGAUACUACUACCACCCUGGUGCAUUUGCUAAUGGGUUUAAGGGGGUUUGUUCUGUGUUUGUUUCUGCUGCCUUUGCAUUCGGUGGUACUGAAUUGGCAGGUUUAGCUGCCGCUGAGACUCAAAACCCAAGAAAGUCUUUGCCAAAAGCUACUAAGCAAGUUUUCUGGAGAAUCACUUUAUUCUAUAUUAUAUCCCUCUUAUUAGUUGGAUUAUUAGUUCCAUAUGACGACAAAAGAUUAACCGAAGGGACUUCUUCAGCUGACGCUAGGGCAUCUCCCUUUGUUUUAGCCAUUGUUGAUGCGGGUAUUCACGGUCUACCUUCAGUAAUGAAUGUAGUUAUUAUGAUUUCUGUUUGCUCAGUUGGAAACUCUGCUGUUUAUGCAUCAUCAAGAACAUUGGCAGCAUUGGCAGCUUGUAAUCAAGCACCAAAGAUUUUCAAUUACAUUGACAAAAAGGGAAGGCCAAUAUUUGGUGUGAUUGUUACUUGUCUCAUCGGUGCAUUAUGCUUCCUUGUUGCUGCAAGAAACCAAGAUGCUGUAUUCAGUUGGAUGUCUGCUUUGUCAGGUCUUUCCUCUUUAUUUACCUGGGGUUCGAUUUGUUUCUGUCAUAUCAGAUUUAGAUAUGCAUUGAAGGUACAAGGAAGAACUACGGAGGAACUAGCCUACACUGCUCAAGCUGGUGUUUGGGGUUCUUAUUAUGGGGUAGGUUUAGUCAUUUUAGUUUUAAUUGCUCAAUUCUAUAUUGCACUUUUUCCAAUUGGAGGUGAACCAAAUGCAUCUGAUUUCUUCCAGUCCUACUUAUCAUUUCCAAUUAUAUUGGUAUUUUAUGGAGCUCACAAGUUAUGGACUCGAAACUGGACCCUCUACGUGAGAGCCAGAGACAUAGACCUCGACACUGGAAGAAGAGAGCUCGAUUUGGAUGUUUUGAAGCAAGAGUUGUUAGAAGAGAAGGAAAUACUUGCUGGCAAACCAUUUUACAAAAGAUGGUGGCACUUUUGGUGUUAA